AUGCAGCCCGAGACAGAGCAGCCCGCACCAUCCGCAGAGUCUGCUGCAGACUCGCCUGCUACCACAGAGCAGCCUGCGAGCGAGCCCGCGCAGCCGCUCUCGAAAAACGCACAGAAGCGUCUCGCGAAAGCCGCGCACCUCGCCGAGCAGAAGAAGGAGCGGCGCGCCGCGGAGAAAGAGAGGCGGAAGGAAAAGAAGCGCAUCCUCGCGGAAAAGCGGGCGGCGGGAGAGCUGGACGAGGACGAGGACGCCCGGGCGAGGAAGAAGCGCAGGAUGGGGGCUGGCCCGAAGAGGCCGUUCAAGGCGAGGGUCGUCGUCGACCUUGGCUUCGACGACAAGAUGACCGACAACGAGGUGAAGUCGCUCACGUCGCAGCUCGCCUACACAUAUAGUGCGAACAGAAAGGCGGAGCAGCCUUUCGAGCGGUUACUGUUCACGUCGUUGGAUGGGCGUACGUAUACGCGCAUGGAGGAGACGAACAACGCCGCAUAUAAGCGGUGGGUAAAUGCUGAGUGGUGGACGGAGGGAUACCAACGCUUAUGGGAACAACCCGGGGCGGCGAACGGCGAGAGCUCAGCCGACGAACAGUCCUUGACUUCUGGGGAAGGCGAAGGGACACAGACAGAAGUAGCGCAGCCUUUACAAGCAGACAGCGAGGAGGGAGCUACUAAAGGCAAAGGCAUUCUCGCAGGAAACGGCGCAGCGGACGGUGACUCAGAGCAACAGGCUGGAUGUGCUCGCAGUGGCAGAGAGGGACCACCUUCAUCAGCCCCCAAGGAAUCCGUCGUAUAUCUCACCGCAGACUCGCAAGACGAGCUUGCGGAGCUCAAAGAAGGGGAGACUUACAUCAUUGGUGGCCUAUGUGACCAUAAUCGCUACAAGAAUAUCUGCUUCGACAAGGCGGAGUCGUCAGGGAUCCGCUCGGCUCGGCUCCCGAUAGGAACGUACCUUGCGUCGCUGAAGACACGCAAGGUCCUCACCGUCAAUCAGACGUUUGAGAUCCUCCUGAAGUGGGUGGAGACACGGAACUGGGAGGAGGCGCUCGAAGCAGUCAUUCCCAAGAGGAAGUUUGCUACUGAGGGACGGAGGAGAGGGGGAAAGGCAAGCAGAGUGAGCGAAGCGGGUAAUGAGGAGGGUGAUGAGGACGAGAUGGUCGCGGGUGCGACAGAGAUAGAAGGAGCAGAACAGGCGGGCAAGGCAGAAGCAAACCCUGGAGGUGAGGAACGGACCAAGGAGGUAGUGUAG
Molecule: messenger RNA, 1245 nt
Organism: Fomitopsis serialis
Lineage: Eukaryota; Fungi; Basidiomycota; Agaricomycetes; Polyporales; Fomitopsidaceae
Product: guanine-1-methyltransferase-domain-containing protein
Exons: 3
Coding region: 1-1245 (414 amino acids)
Biological process (GO): tRNA N1-guanine methylation
Cellular component (GO): nucleus
Molecular function (GO): tRNA binding
Source: RefSeq, a predicted model, not a curated record